UUGAUCCUUCGUUUUACAGUGUUAAUUCAAGGAACCAACAACAUGGCUUCGCAACCAAACCCUAGCGACCGUUCUAGAUUUGCUAAACUUGGAAUGGCAGUACACGAAGAAUUGACCCAGGCUUGCAGAGAUGUUAUAGAAAUGGAUGUUUCUCCUGCAAAUCUGCACAAAAAAAUGAAAGCAUCUUCAAUUUAUAAAAUCUUACGCCCCUAUCAAAAAUUACGACUUUUACGCGCCAAAACUGAGGGCUAUAAAGAAUUUGAUAUUACUUUAUUGUAUACAUUGAUAAGAAACAUAAGUUCAACGAUUCCUCUUCCAACAAAAGGUAAAUGGGGUGGUAACACAAUGCCGACAGUAGGAGAAAUAACGAUCGGCGAUGACAUUGAGAGGAUAAGAUGGAUAAGAAACAACAUACUUGGACAUAUAAGCUCAGCUUCUUAUAUCUCUCAAAAGGAGUUUUAUAACACGUGGUCAACCAUGACUGAUAUUUGCCAUAGACUGCAAAUAUAUACAAAGAAAGACUACAUGUUUGGAAUGAGUAACAUUCAAAGACAGGCUCUAGAAGAGGAAAUCGAAAAUGCUAUUAUUGAAAAACUUGAGGAGGAUUAUAGAUAUAACCUUUCUCUAAUGGAAAUGUUGUCUUCUGAGGAACAGCAUGUGCUAGAAUUGCAAUCGAAAUCCGACAAGAAAGUGUUAAUUCAGGGAACCAACAACAUGGCUUCUCAACUAAACCCUAGCGACCGUUCUAGAUUUGCUAAGCUUGGAAUGGCAGUACACGAAGAGUUAACCCAGGCUUGUAGAGAUGUUAUAGAAAUGAAUGUUUCUCCUGCACAUCUGUACAAAAAAAUGAAAGGAUCUUCAAUUUAUGAAAUCUUACGCCCCAAACAAAAAUUACGACUUUUACGCGCCAAAAAUGAGGGCUAUAAAGAAUUUGAUAUUACGUUAUUGUAUACAUUGAUAAGAAACAUAAGUUCAACGAUUCCUCUUCCAACAAAAGGUAAAUGGGGUGGUAACACAAUGCCAACAGUAGGAGAAAUAACGAUCGGCGAUGACAUUGAAAGGAUAAGAUGGAUAAGAAACAACAUGCUUGGACACAUAAGCUCAGCUUCUAUCUCUCAAAAGGAGUUUAAUAACACGUGGUCAACCAUGACUGAUAUUUGCCAAAGACUGCAAUUAUAUACAAAGAAAGACUACAUGUUUGGUGUGGAUAACAUUGAAAGACAGGCCCUAGAAGAGGAAAUCGAAAAUGCUGUUAUUGAAAAACUUGAGAAGGAUUAUAAAUAUAACCUAUCUCUUAUGGAAAUGAUGUCUUCUGAGGAACCAGAAUUAAAAUCAGAAUCCGAGAAGAAAGGUUUUAAGAAAAUGGAUCAUAAUAUUGAUUGCGAAGAAGAUCUCUCAAUAUAUCGACUUGCUAAAUUGACAGAGCAAUUCAGGAAAAAAUUACAAAAAGAGGAACAAUAUCAGUAA
Messenger RNA from Saccostrea cuccullata (small rock oyster), 1467 nucleotides. RefSeq lists its product as uncharacterized. NCBI's taxonomy places the organism in Eukaryota, Metazoa, Mollusca, Bivalvia, Ostreida, Ostreidae. The record is from RefSeq and is a predicted model, not a curated record. Bases 43 to 1467 code for a protein of 474 amino acids. The transcript has 3 exons.